Molecule: messenger RNA, 1612 nt
Organism: Saccostrea cuccullata (small rock oyster)
Lineage: Eukaryota; Metazoa; Mollusca; Bivalvia; Ostreida; Ostreidae
Product: L-threonine ammonia-lyase-like
Exons: 9
Coding region: 154-1140 (328 amino acids)
Biological process (GO): L-threonine catabolic process; L-serine catabolic process
Molecular function (GO): pyridoxal phosphate binding; threonine deaminase activity; L-serine ammonia-lyase activity
Source: RefSeq, a predicted model, not a curated record
UUUUCCUGAGUUUUGGAAAUCAGAAAUACGAACUCAACGGUUUAACCAGCUGAUUUUAAUUAAUUUCUUCUUUUUGUCGGAACUUGGAAACCCUUUACAAAGUCCAACCUGUAAGUAUACGUACGGCAUCUUUACCUAGUUUACAGCUAGGUGAUGGAGGCAAUGGAGGAUCUGGUACAGAAAACGUUGGAAGCACAUUGGCGGAUCAAGCAAUAUGUUUACAAAACACCCCUGAUGUUUUCACGCCCACUCAGCAAAUUAGCUAGUGACAGCAAAGUAAAAAUCAAACUCGAAACUGAACAAUUGACAGGUUCAUUCAAAAUACGUGGUGCUUUCAACAAGUUGUUGAAGAUGUCGUCUGAAAGUGACAUAGUCAAAGAAAGGGGGAUUAUCACAGCAUCCUCUGGAAACCAUGGAAUGGCCUGUGUUGAGGCGGGGAUGAAACUGGGAAUUCCAAUCACAGUAUACUGUUAUAAGGAUGUUAGCGAACAUAAAAGGACUGCCUUACAAGAUAGAGGAGUGCGUGUCGUGCUGCAUGGGAAUGAUUGUGUGGAAGCCGAAAACGAGGCUAGGUCAAGCGCUGAAAGGCAAAAUACAGAAUACGUCUCUCCAUACAACGAUCUUGACAUCAUUGCAGGGCAAGGAACUAUUGGAAUAGAAAUUCUGGAGGACUUUCCUGAUGUGGACAGCGUUUUGGUCCCAGUUGGGGGAGGGGGAUUGAUAGCUGGAAUAGCCAGAUACAUCAAGCAAGUAAAGCCAUCUGUUGAGAUCAUCGGGUGCCAGCCACAGAACUCCAAGGUAAUGUAUGAGAGUGUGAAGGCAGGGAGGAUCGUGUUCGAGGAAUCAUUGGACACUCUUUCUGAGGGCACGGCAGGGGGAGUGGAGGAAAACUCGGUAACAUUCCCAUUGUGUGAUCAAUACGUUGACGACUGGAUAAUGGUCACAGAAGAAGAAAUAGGAAAAGCAAUUGUGUACAUGUUACAGCACCAUCAAAAGGUGUUUGAGGGGGCAGCUGGUAUGACUCUGGGUGCUUUUAUGAAGAAUCCUGGGAGAUUUAUGGGGAAACGUGUGGUUAUAGUCGGCUGUGGCGCAAAUAUUGGAAUAAAUACUCUGAAACAAUUGAUAUCUAUGUAUACAUAGAAAGAAAAAAAAAUGCAGUUUACGUGUACAAACAUAUCUACAAAAAUUCUGAAUCAUAUUGGAAGUACGCUACUUGAGUACCUGUAACACUUGUAUCAGCAAUUGUGCAGUUGGAGUACAAAAUAAUCAAGCUAUUACAUGCAAAGAGUUGCUACUCAGUAACAUAAAUUACAUUGCCUUCUCAUAUUAUUCAUUGUGAUUGAUAGGUAUAAAAGAUGUAUUGCAAUAUAGACCCCACCCCCUAAAAUGUUAAUAUCUGAUUUGUAACCGAAAAAAAAUGCUUAAUCUUUUUCAUUCAUUAUGUACAUUCAUUAUAUUUAUCCAGAUUCGUGUACGUUUAUAGUAAAAUAACAGUCAAUGUGCUCUAUUUCCUUUUAUGCGACCAUGAAAUAUUAUAUAAUAUGUGUAAAUUUUGUACAGAAUUUAUGGACAUGACAGUAAGUGCAAUUUUAUCACGUAAUUUAUCUUUUUU